Molecule: messenger RNA, 3656 nt
Organism: Cuscuta epithymum
Lineage: Eukaryota; Viridiplantae; Streptophyta; Magnoliopsida; Solanales; Convolvulaceae
Source: the annotation of a GenBank genome assembly
UAUUCUAAUUGCGUAAAGAAAAGAAUCGCAGGCUGCGCAGAAGUGGGUGGACAUCCGCAUACGAACUCAACUCUCAAGGUAUUAUUCACGCCCUCUCCGCCGUUCUCAUUACUGGAGGCCGGACGCUCACCCUCUGCUGCUCGCCCUCGCCGGCUGCUCUCUCGGCGGAAUACUAAGUUGGAGUUGAACUUGCAGUCUCGACGUCUCCUCACAGCCAAGCUGCCAAUUGCCAAGGUUUUAUCGUGUUCCUACAUGAACUCUUCUCUAAAUAUAAAAAUGGAGAAUGGGGAGCAAAUGGUUUGCCAUGAACAAGGAAAGGAUAGUGAUACACAAGAAAUCGAUGAAUCAGAGUUUCUUGGAGAAGAAGAGACACGUAGCACUGUUGUUAAUGGAUCCAUUGAGGAUCUGGUAUAUUCUGAGCCUUUAAUGAUGUAUUAUCCAGGCUCUCAACAAGACAAGUUGGAUUCAAGCUUUAUUGCUAAGCAGUCGUGGGGUGCAACUGAGGCAGCUUCUACUGUACGGUCUGAAUUCACUCGGUAUCCAGAGCUCUUAAAUCUUCAGUUUACUGAUGAAGAUAUUCUUGAGAUGGAUGAUCUUGGCACAGGGCCUGUGCAGUUUCCCCCAGCAAGUGACAGGAUCUCAGGGAAUGCCCAGCUGAGAGAGCAUGAUGGGUUUGAUAUGUUUAAUGACUCUGACCUCUUCCUUGGUGAUUUUACAUCUAAUAAUCAAAUAGUAAAUCCAUCUCAGCAUCAAAGGCUGCUGGAAAAUGGUUUUGUUGGCCAAUCCCCAAAUUCUGUACAUACUUCUGGGAAUGAGAUGUGGAACUUCGGAGCAAAAAAUUGUUUUCACAACUCCACAGAGAGAUACAAAGGAACUAUGCCUUUACCAGUGACAGGUACAUACUUGCAGUUUCAAUGCUGAUUCUUCUGCAGUUCUGCCUGCCCAUGUGUGGAGCUUUAUAUUUUUCUGAGCGGCAUUAUUUCAUCAUAUAUAUCGGUGAGUUGGAUAGUUCCGAUCUGCUGAAUACAGAUGAACUGAUCUCCAAACUGGAUACUGUAUUUUUGUUUCUGUAUUUGUGCAUGUAAGUUUUUUUCACCAUUCUAAAUGUAUUAAUCCAGAAAAUGUGGGGGGGGGGGGGUAAUGGACUAAUGGGUAUGUUGUGUUUGACUUGGAGAAGGCAGCUUGUCUUUGGAAGGCUUUCCAACUCAUUGAUUUGAUGUUUUUGCUAACAUUAGAUUUUCUGGGAUUUCUAUAAAUAUGCUGGUGUUUCUACAAAUAUCGCUUCCAACCAUACCAGAAUCAGAAGAGCAAACAGAAUGAAGGGUCUCAAACAUGGUUGGCUUUCACAUUAUGAUCGUUUGUGGAAGCAGUACCUGCAGCCCCUCCAUCAGCCGCUGAGAGCGUGAUGGUUAAACCGAGGAUGUCUAGUUUCAGUAGGGUAAGAAAAUAUUUUAAAAAGAAUUGUUUUUUUCAGCAGGUGAGUUUUAAAGCCGUGCACCUGUUUAUUGACAUGAAUUGUCUAUGUUUUUCUAGUGUUAAUAGAGUUUUAGUACUCGUAUUUAGCUUCUCUUCAUUUGCACGUGUUGUUUUCAAUAGUGGCUUAUUAGCUCGGUUUAAGUUAAAGUUUUCUUCGUUGGUGAGAAGUUCUAGGCAAAGAAGUUAUUAGAACAGUAAUUGCCUUUUCUAGACUUCUUUUUAAAUGACGUGGCAACCAUUUGUCUUUUCUUUCUCUUCUUCAGCCGUUCUCUUUUCUUUCUAGAAAAGACAAUUACUGUUCUAAUAACUUCUUUGCCUGGAACUUCUCACCAACGAAGAAAACUUUAACUUAAACCGAGCUAAUAAGCCACUAUUGAAAACAACACGUGCAAAUGAAGAGAAGCUAAAUACGAGUACUAAAACUCUAUUAACACUAGAAAAACAUAGACAAUUCAUGUCAAUAAACAGGUGCAGGGCUUUAAAACUCACCUGCUGAAAAAAACAAUUCUUUUUAAAAUCAAUUCUUAUCCUAUUGAAACUAGACAUCCUCGGUUUAACCAUCACGCUCUCAGCGGCUGAUGGAGGGGCUGCAGGUACUGCUUCCACAAACGAUCAUAAUGUGAAAGCCAACCAUGUUUGAGACCCUUCAUUCUGUUUGCUCUUCUGAUCCUGGUAUGGUUGGAAGCGAUAUUUUUAGAAACACCAGCAUAUUUGUAGAAAUCCCAGAAAAUCUAAUGUUAGCAAAAACAUCAAAUUCAAUGAGUUGGAAAGCCUUCUAAAGACAAGGUGCCUUCUCCAAGUCAAACACAACAUACCCAUUAGUCCGUUACCCCCCCCCUACAUUUUCUGGAUUAAUACAUUUAGAAUGGUGAAAAAAACUUACAUGCACAAAUACAGAAAACAAAAAAUACAGUAUCCAGUUUGGAGAUUAGUUCAUCUGUAUUCAGCAGAUCGGAACUAUCCAACUCACUGAUAUAUAUGAUGAAAUAAUGCCGCUCAGAAAAAUAUAAAGCUCCACACAUGGGCAGGCAGAACUGCAGAAGAAUCAGCAUUGAAACUGCAAGUAUGUACCUGUCACUGGUAAAGGCAUAGUUCCUUUGUAUCCCUCUGUGGAGUUGUGAAAACAAUUUUUUGCUCCGAAGUUCCACAUCUCAUUCCCAGAAGUAGGGAUAGAAUUUGGGGAUUGGCCAACAAAACCAUUUUCCAGCUGCCUUUGAUGCUGAGAUGGAUUUAUUAUUAGAUGUAAAAUCACCAAGGAAGAGGUCAGAGUCAUUAAACAUAUCAAACCCAUCAUGCUCUCUCAGCAUAUUCCUGGGAGUUAGGCACGUCGUGCCUGAAGAGAAAUAUUCCUGGGAGCUACUGGAGGCCAGGCAUGGUCGUGCCUGGCAGUUAGGCACGCCGUGCCUGGACGCGAAAUUCGGGCUUCUUCCGUAGGCACGGUCGUGCCUGGCCGCGAUUGUUCCUAAUUCGACCCGAAUUCGUUGUUUUCUAUAAAUAAGGCCUCCAUAUCCACUUUUGAGAGUUACGAACUUUGGAGAGAGGCCUAGGGACGAGUUUUACCUGCGUUUUUACGUUGUUUAAUCCAAGAACCUAUGAUUCUUUGUAAGUUCAAUUCUUUAAUUAAUGUCAAUUAUUUCUAUUCAUCCCAAUUCUUUUGAUUUGUCAAUUAUGAGGCGUGAGUAGUUUAAUUAGGGAUUUGGGGUUGAUGAAGGGGUUAAUCAUGAUUGAUGGCUAGAUUCUUGUCGGUUUAAUUGCAUGAAUGCCGUUUAAUUUGUGUUUGAAUAAUUUAACUGAUAUCUCUUGUAACCUAGAUGGCCACUAGAAUUACAAUUGCUUAUAGAAUAAAUUAAGAGAGAUCUAAUUUGUUCUAGGACACAUUCACACACACUUAAUCGUUCGCUAAGAGAUUAGUAGCGAUUAAGGGGCCGUAAGCUCGCUCGUUUUGGCAAUAAUUUAGGAUUUUGUCGCAUGAGAGAUCAGCCUGGACCCCUAAAUUAUUGUACUCUACGCCGCGCGCGCUAAGAACUUAGUAAUGAUUAGCUAGGCUCAAUUGAAUGAAAUUCAUGUGAUUAGGCCUGUUCUGCCAGAAAUCUGGUUAACCCCGGAAUCAAUUCUUGUUCCCUUCUUCGUUAAUUAAGGAAAACCAAAUCUUUUUACCUGCUUCUUAGCAUUAGUUUUAU